Molecule: messenger RNA, 12093 nt
Organism: Megachile rotundata (alfalfa leafcutting bee)
Lineage: Eukaryota; Metazoa; Arthropoda; Insecta; Hymenoptera; Megachilidae
Biological process (GO): regulation of transcription by RNA polymerase II
Cellular component (GO): nucleus
Molecular function (GO): transcription cis-regulatory region binding
Source: RefSeq, a predicted model, not a curated record
AAGAAUUGUUCGAUCGAUACGCACCGACGCAGAAAUUGGUGUAGCGUGCGAGCCAAUGAUAAUAAAAUUAUGAAUAGCGACUAUCAUAUAAUUAAUAUUACAAUUAGUUACAAAAUAUACGUUGUAUAAUAUGGAAAUAUACCGCGCAAAAGGAAGCCUGGUCAGCCCGGCUACGCUUACCGAACGAGAACCAUCUCUAGUGUCUAAGUAUGUACGUAGUUAACACUAUUUGUAUCAUUUUUUCUACGUUUCAUAGGACGAGAAUUAAAUCGAGACCGAUAUUAGAGCCGGGUAACGCGUAACCAGGAGAACAGAGAUUUUUGAGAAAAGAGUAAAAAUAUGGUCGAAGCUGGGACGUCCGGGCGAUUCCUCAAAGGCCCUCAAAGAUCCUCGUUUAUUUUGGAUUUUCGACGUUUCCGGGGGCCAGCUGUGAUAUUUUCCCCAUUCCACUUACGCUCUGGUCGCGGUACCAAGCUUAGAUCUUAGGUAAGAAUUGGUUGUCGUUGAUGGGAUACACCUAAAAUGCUCCUUCAAUUCCAUUGAUGUUUUGCCACCGACGUGCUUAGCGUAUCGUACAAAAUUUAUCGUUUCGUGUUCGUUAUAACCGAUACUUGGAGGACCAACGAUAUUGGCAAGAAUAACGUGAAAAAUUGAUGACAUUAGGUUGUUACGUACCGAAUACUCGAUUUCGAAACGGAGAAAGUCUCUUAUGAACCGAUGACAUGGACGUGUUGCAAAACGGCACUUACAGCAUAUCAAUUUGAAGCUUAAUGUUUCGUGAAAAUGACCAUUUCGUUAAUGUUCUUAAUAGCUGGUGGCCACUGAUAGUAAAUAAUGACCAAUUUCCAAAGAACUCUUACACGAUCGUGUGAUAUAAAAAUACCACUCGAAAUUCGAUGAAAACUAAACGAAAAUAAUUGCGUUCGAUAUGCAACAACCUACAUUUGUAAUUCUUAAUCCUUAGAAUGCUAUGAGCGGAUACACGAGAUGUUUCCAAGAAUCCAGUUUACCAUUUUUUAAUCCGAAAAUUAAGGGUUCGACUUCCGACACGCCAUUUUACGUAGAUCUUGGGAAGGCCCCAAAAUGGUGAAGGACUUCUCAAUUUAUUUUCUCAUGGAAAGUAUAAGUCUCGUGACGUUUUCUUUGAAACGCUCUGUAUACGCUUAGCAAGAACCAUCGUUGUGGCCUAUAGGCAUAUAUAAUAGAAUUAGCUCGUUGUUUUCAUUGAACAGACAUUGUUCUUUUCGAGAUUAUUCAAAAAAUGUUGGUCACGGUGUUAUAGGCAUCGGUCUUUUUUAAAAAGAAAAUUAAUCCAUUAGGAAUUUCAAAAUUGAAAGUACAAUACCAAAAUCGUCCUCUGAGCAUAAAGUAUUUUAAAAUACAAAUUAAUCGCACGCGUCACCUCGACCUCGUUCCCAAGUAAAAGAAUAAGGUUGUACUUUACAGAACACUUCAAACGAUUGAUUUAUAAAAGACCUGUACGAGAAAACGAUUAGACGGUUUAAUCGUUCGGAAAAUCUACGUAAUGUCCUGAAUCGCUUUAAAUCGAUAAUUUUUGCUAUUCCGCAACAGCGACCUAACCUGAGUAUUCCCAUUAUUAUUUCGUACACUUUCUUCUAUUAUGCACAAGUUAGAAUGGAAUUCGCGAGUACGGUUAAUGACUAAACAGAACGGUCAUUACGAGAAUCUCUUAAUCGACCCAGCGAAUCGAAAAGUGCAUCGAAUGUCGUAGAAUGCGAAACGCGGUGGAAAAACUGAUCAUAGUUCCUACAAUUUCAAUUAUUUCAACGUUCAGAAUCGUUUAUUUCAAUCACGCGGUGCACUUUUCGAUUCUAUCUCACCAUGUCAAUUACAAGCGUCACCUUUUGCGUCACGUCGUCAACGAUUAACGCUAGAACAUCGAUACAAUUUUACUUGUGCGGAAGAGAAACGACAGAGAAACCGCUAAGCAAAUAUUAAAAUCUUUCUUUUAUGUUUUCUAUAAGGUAGUCGCAUACCGAGUAACCGAUUUCGAAACGUGGAAAGUGAGACGCGAUAUAAUCGGGAUAAAAAUAGCGCAUGUUUAUUUCCUGUAUUUCGAAAUCGUCGAUUUGUAAUGCGAGUAUCUCAUAUUUCUAUUAAUUUUGCGAGUUUAUCUGUCUAAUAAGAGCUUGAACGUUCUGUAGGUAAUGCGAGUUCCAUAAAUACCGAUCGUUCUGGUGUUAAUGCGCAUUUAACGAUCCGUGACGAGUGCGUUGCUCGCACAAAACAAUUUCUCGUAAUGACCACGCGACAUUUAAUUCCGUUGGAUAGCUUUCAAUACGUUAAUUAUAAAGUCUUAUCUUGCUUUCAGUUUCUAACAUCUGUUUACAACGUCGAUUCGAUGCGCGUACCCAAAACGAUGACUAAAAACAACCUGUUAAGCAAUUAUAUAUUCUUUGUUACAAAUAUAAUAUUUUAAAAUAAUAGAAACAAAUAUUUGGUAGCUUAUUUUUGUUGUUUUAUUUUAUAUUUAACACCGACUCGCGCUCGCGAAAGAAAAAAUCAAGUCUUUUCUUUGAUCGAAGGAUUUGUCCGAUUCUAACCUAAAACGUAAUCGACAACCGUUUGCGACUUUCAUUCGACACGUUAUCUGAACUUUCUAUUAAACUCUUGCAAGGGAUCGUGAUUGAAAAAAAAAUGUUCAAACGAAACAAGCGUUGAAAAAAAGAAGCAACAACGAAGUACCAUUAAAUUUAUAUCGAUCCCGCAUCUAGUUUGCUAAUUCUAGCGCAACGCAAGUCAAUGUCUCGCGAAAUAGGCCUAAAAUCCGUCUGUUGACAUCUAAACAGCACACUUCUACAAUUAUUGUAAAUAUAUAUAAUAUACGUAUAUAUAAUAUAUACAUAUAUCCUUCCUAUUUCCUCGUGCACGUUGCCUUCCGCUACAACAAACUCUUUGUCUGGAGCAACACUUAAACCUCUGUCGUGCGACAUAUGAAAGUUACACAAAUUAAAACAAUAAUAAAUAAAUGGGAAAAAAGAAUUGUGUCACGAAUACAAAACUGAUCGCAAGUCUAUUUGAUUGUAAAGAGCGAGAAAACGGAAAGUUAACCUAUGAAACGUCGAUGGCGUUGAUUUGUAUGUUUGAUAAAGGCGAAUAAUCGCAGCGUGAGAAACGCUAGUUUUGUGACAACUGGAAAUUGGAAAAGAGCUUUGGGUAAUAAAUGGAACAAACAAAUGAUUUUUCAACGAUUGUGUCAUUUAUUGUACACUCUCCCCUAUCGACACGCUUCUUAGUGUACAUCGACCGAUAACCGAAUGAUUGUUUUCGUUUCGUUGUCGGUCAGUGAAUUAUUUAAAUAGCCAAUUACAGAUUCAUUUGUUCGUGUACAUUGUCCACAUUUUAGUUCACGUUCAAGAAAGUAUAUUUCUACGAUUCGGAGUUACCGAUGACAUUUCGCUCGAUACCAUCCGGCAAAACACUGUACAAAAUAUAAUCGGUUAAUAAAAUAAACUACACUUACGUUGAACACAAAGACUAAAGGUAUUCGUAAAGCGCAAUCGAUGUACGAUAACGUUUCAGCCACGUUGUCUCUUGAUCGCUGCAAGCGCGUAUUAUUUUAUGACAGCGAUACAACAAUCGUAAAAAACAAUGCAUCUUCAUUAUCGUGUGUUUAAUUGUCAAAAACUGUCAGUGUACACAAAACUAUUCAUGUUUUAUCACUACCGUCGAACUGGGCAAUAUCGGUACGAUCAACGGUUUACAGCGAACCGUAAAUUUUCGACGAAAACGCACAAACACAGCUCGUUAUUUAUUAACGCAAACGAUUCGUCGACCGCACAGAAACGAAACAUCGUCGAGUAUAAGGUUAGAGCACAAAAAUUUGUCGCGUAGUCGUUUGUUCGCACCGUUCGUGACGAACCAGUAAUAAAUCCGACGAAUUGGCUCGUACAAUGCGUAACUACGUAAUAAAAUACACAACAAACCGUAGGAAAAGAAGUACGUAACACCUUAGAGAAGAUCGGCAACGGUCCAGCAUGGACAGCACUAGUACCGAGUGGAACUACGAGAACGAUAAGAGACGACAGGUGACUGGGUGACUGGAAGCUGCGCCAUGCGCGUACCUCGCUGUGCCUCGGCGUCGCUCGAGCACGCUCGCCGUCACUCGGGCGCCUCCGGCAGCGCGUGGUGGGGCGAGCAGUGUAUCCGUGACGUCACAUAAUUAGAGUAAAUACAAAGUAGUCUUGAUGGGACAGCGGCGUGCGCCGCACCGUGAGUCGCUGGUCCGCGCGCGUCAAACGUAUAUCGUUUCGAUACACGCACACCGCGUUUGUGUAGCUCGUGAUAUAUCGCGCUAUGUGCCGUCAGUGUGUGUGUGCCAAAGGAUCCUAGAUGACUGUGGGAAUAGUGAGUGACAGUUGUGCAGCAAAGAAAUGGAAAAGAUAGAGUUAUUGGGCAGUGCUUGCUUCAGCCACGGCCCGUACACAUUUUACAAAGCGGUGAGGAUAGGAAACGGUCGUGUCCUGCGUUUAGGCAGCUUCUUCCUGACAAAAUUGUGGAGCGAUGCCGACUUGGUUAGCAUCGGGGAACUUCAACUUUUAUGGAUGGAUAGUCGGGGCCCAAAUCAACCUCUGGCAUCUUUACGGCUCUACUUCUUGCCAGAGAACACCCCGGAUGGCCGAAGGGACACGCACGGAGAGGACGAGGUGCUGACGAUAUCCGAGAAGGUGGUGGUCCGUGUUCACGAUCUCGUCACGUGGUUGUCACCAAGCUUGGAAUGGUCAUGGGGUCGGGAGGUGUCUUACCCACCGACACCCACGUCGUCCCCGGAGAACAGCCCGUUGAGGUACGAGAUACCUCAGCCCCAGGUGCUCACAGAUCCUGGCAUCGAUUUCUCGGAUAUCGAGAAGCAACAGAAGGAGUUCGAGAGCAACCACAAUACGAGGAAGAUGGAGUACGGCGCCCAAACGAAAGUGGUGGUGCUCUCGUACCCCAGGUAUUGUCGAUAUCGAGCCCUUCUGCGAAGACUCGAAGGUGCCGAACCGUCCUGGCUUUGCUCGUCCAUAGCAGCCGCCCUGGGUGGAUUCACCGCCACACCGGGUACCAGAGUACUCUUCUGCAGAGACACCUUCGACUAUCCGGACCUAGAAACUCACGAGCUACUCUGCAAUCAUCUAGCGCCAAAAUUAAAGGGACGGCCAAGGAGGAAGCGUAAAAAGCGCAGCGCAUCACCGGGCGAGUCGAGCAACGAGAGCGAAGCCUCGGUGGCGUCUACCUCGAAGAGCGCACCACCGACGAGUUCGAGUAUUGUGGUGCAAAGCGUGGGUAGGCCACCCUCGUCGGCUGUUCGACGAAGCGAGAGGAAAACGAGCGCGGAGGAGAAGAAGUUCCUCACGGACGUGCAGAAUUUCAUGAACUCGCGGGGUACGCCUGUCGGAAAGAUGCCACUGCUGGGCUACAGGCAGAUCGACCUCUUCCUGUUUUACACGAAGGUCCAAUUAUUGGGUGGUUACGACUCGGUCAGCGCGGGCCGAUUAUGGAAGACCAUCUACGACGAUAUCGGCGGUAACACGGGCUCUACCAGCGCCGCGACAAUCACUCGUCGACAUUACGAAAGGUUACUGUUGCCUUACGAGAGGUAUCAGAGGGGCGAGGAUGCAAAAGUCAAGCUGACUCACGUUAGACGCGCGAAAAGUAAUAGCGCGUCCGACGAGUCCGAGGAUGCGAAGCAAGAACCGAACGAUCCGUAUCCGCCGGAAACGCCUCCUCCUGUAGAAGCGAGCCUUACCGCCGUAACUUCUCCUCUUCAACCUCUUAUAUCAUCGACAGUAAGUGUCCCCUUCCUUCCGGGCGAGAAACCGAAAACGGAGACCAGCAAGACGUCGUCGUUGCGAAGCGUACGAGUAAAGCCGGAACGGUUAAAAUCGUUGAACACGAUAAUCGCCAACAGCACAUCGUCGCCUAGCCAGCAAGCCAACCAACUGCCAAGUCCACCACCUUCCUCGAACACGUCGAUCUCGACACCGAGCAGUACACCCUCCACCACACCCACGAACGGUACCGGAAGUCAGAGCGUUCUAGAGAGGCAACUGAACAGUCCUCUGAUAUCGCAACAAGUACCACCGUCGUGUUCGCCGCCGGGUUUACCGGUCACCACAGUAGCGACGAAUGCCUCUACGGUCGUCACGCUGACUCCGCCGCCGGAGAAGGAUAUGAAAGAGCUGAAGUUAGAUUCGAAACAAACCACCCUGCUGGCACAGGGUAAGGAGAACAUCCCCUUGUUCGGAGAGAAGUCUAUAUUCGCCGAGAAAGCGAUAGUGCCUCCCAGGUCGCCAGAGGUGAUCGACCUCGAGACGGAGAGCGACACGAGUAGGGACAAAAUAAUCAUUCCCAGUUUUAAGAAACGCAAGCUCGAGAUACUUCGCGAGGGUGGUCUCGAAGUCACUGCCGUUGAUCUGGACACGCGACCGAGCGUGAUCCAAAGCAAUCCUCCGGCUCCAGCGACCAUGAAGUCCGAGGAAAAGCCGCCAAUAUCUUAUCCGCUUCCAGUAACGCCUAACUCCAUUCCCAAGUUGAUUUCCGUCACCGUGACACCGGACAUCGGCCAUAUGUUGUCGUCGCCGCAAGAGCACCAGCAUUCUCAUCAUCAAGCACGAUUACAAACGCAGAGUAAGCCGCCACCCGUUCAUCACCAUCACACCAACAAUAACAACAACAAUAACAACAACGUCACGACGAAUAACAACAACGCGGUGAACAGCCGCGUGAUAAACCUCGGCACUUCGAACAACACGGCGUUGUUGCAAUUGUACGCGAACGCGAACGUACCGCCACCUAGGUCGUCGACGGUGCCCCGCCGAUUCGGGUGGCCGAGUCACCUCAGCCACGACGUUGUUCCGCCCAGGGUGACGCAGUCCAGGUCGAUAUUCGCACACAACGAAAAGAUGGUUUACGGAGACCCGAAAGAUAUUCUCAUCCCUCCAAAGUAUCGUCCUUCGUUGCAGCGUUUGCAGUUGCAGCUGCAACAGAUGCACGCGAAUCACGAUCCAACGCACACCGGGAUCCUCGACCUGACGCAGAGGUCCAACGACAAGUCGGUGUUCCCGAGACCGAGCCUAGAAAUAGUGAAAGUACCUGUAGUGCCGAGGCCUAAUCCGUUGAAUCUGGAAAUGAGGAACUCGUCCGCCAUCAAAGAGAAACCGACGGACUACUCGAAACGAAAUACCUUCCCCGCUUACCAGAACGUGCUCGACGGUCGAACGAUGGCUUCGAACAACCUGGAGAUCACGAUCGUCGGUCCCAAGCAGAAGCAUAAUCACGCGAACGGGCCGACGUCGCACGUGCGGAUACCGAGUCCGCACAGGAACAACGUCCUGCCCGUUCAAAGAAGGCAACACGCGAACGGCAAGUACACGACGAGGAGCGAGCCAGUUUCACCGUAUACGCCAAGGAAACCGAGUCAUCCCGUCAUACCUAACGUACCUAACCUGAAUCACUUGAACUGCGCCAAUUCGUAUCCGAGGAUGGCGUCCAUGCAACACCAGAACACGAUCGACAGGAGAAAAAACGUGGAUAUGGGCGGUAACAAGGAACAACAUCAGCACCAGCAUCACCAGCACCAGCAGCACCAACACCAACAUCAGCACCAACACCAACACCAACAUCAGCAUCAUCAACAGCAGCAGCAACAGCGUCGAAUCAGCGAAGGCGACAAGUCGUUGAUGAACCAGCAACAACAACAGCAGCAACAACACCAGCAACAGCAACCAGAAUCUAGGCAACAGGAAGUCGGCAGACGACACAGUGUUCCAAGCAUACCGUCGGGUUUCGUUCCUGGUGUGCCGCAAAACAAUCAUCCAGCCUACGUUCCCCAACUGCCAAACGCACCCGGCAAGUUCCUACCGAUUCUGGAUCCCAUGUAUUAUUCCGCCUUCUACAACGGCUUGUUCCCGCCGCCGNCGCCGAUUCCGCCCACGGCUGCUGCCACCAACUUUCUACCGCCAGAGUUCAGCGCGUACUACAAAGAACUACUUGCUUCCUCGCAACCAAGACUGGGGAUGACGGGACAGCAUCAGCCGGCUGCCCCGACGUCUAAAUAGACAAUUGUGGGAUCUCAUGCGUGUUUAGGGUGUCCGCCCGCGUUUUAGCCAAGUAUCGGUGGUUUAAUUAAACGAUUUCUAAAGACAAAAGAUCCGUCGGGUUUCCUCGCUACGAAUCGUAUUUUCAUCGAGAUUACUCGAGGACUUUGUUCGCUCUUGCGUCGAGACAGAAUGGUGAAACGACAAAGGGGAUCCUAUGUGUAUUUACGCGAUCGUUUAAGGAUCUUUCGUUUCGCGAAUCUUGUGCGUCGAAUUACGCUCCUUCGAAAGUUCACGCGGUUUAACCCGUGCGCGCCGUUCGAAUUACACGGAGAUCCGAUAUUUAACGAUUUCUUAGCGCUUUAUCUACCGGAAGCCUAUCAACGCGUUCACCGAUCGGCCUGAGAAGCCCAGAAUCGAGCACGCGGCGUCUAGUGAGAUGUAUUCGUCGAAUACGAUAUAUUAUUUGACUCUGUUUUUCUUGUGAUAUAAUACAGUUUGAACGGUGCACGAGGGUUAAUCGAGAAGGGAUCGUGACGAACGAAUUCGAUCGCACAGAAAUUCGAUUGGUGUACACGCGCAUCUGACUACGCUGUCGCCUAUGCUGUUUUUCUAGUUUAGUACUUUUUUGUUCUUGUGUUAUUUUUUUAUACUAUCGCGACAGUGUUUCUCUUUUUUUCACAUUCCUAGUAGCUGCAAUAGAGGCACGUACUGCUAUGUAUCAUCGACAUCAGACCUUUAAUUCUCUUUAAUUCUUUCAUUCUCGCGGCUAAUCGAUCGACGUAGACUCGUCUUUUCAAACGAUAGAUCGACGGAUCAGUGGAAUCGCGUCUCGAGACAUGCCCACGGAAAUUGGUCGAUCUCCUGGGUAAAAAUCAUCGACUUUGCAGUAUUACGUGGCAUUCGCUCUACGAUUCUUGCUUGUUGCUUGCAAAGAUUGUGAAUUGUUCUUUUUCCAUAUUACCUCCAUGUAGUCGCCAACUCGGUAUAAUUUUGCAUAUAAAAAUAUCAAAUUUCAAAAGCCACUGUAUCCGAUAAAACGUUCGAUGUAGAAUAUUUAUGCGACACGUUGAUUUUCAUAAAAUAAAAAAACUUGUAAGUGGCUCUUUUUGUUAGAGAUUGUAAAAUAUUCACGUCUUUAGUAACAUCGAAUGCAAGAAUGUGAUUAAUAGUAUACUGCUAAGUCAAUCUUUAUUGCAACAAUUUUGAUUCUUGAUUCAGUAUUCGCUUUUUCUUUCGUUCAGUUCGAUUCACACUCUAUGUAUAGAAGAAAAGUACACUGAUUGUCGUUGCGUGCUACUGCUGCCGUGAUUAUGCAAUAAAUUAGGUAAUAAUUUUUUAUACGUAACAAUAAUACACGAUGCUUCGUCGUAAAUCGAAACGAACGAGCGACUUUUUCGCCUGUAACUUUCGUUCUCUUUCUUUUUUUAUAUACAUUUUGAAGAGAAUAUUCGAUGUUCGAAGGAAUAAUAAAAACGAUGAACGUACUAAAGCACUGUGAUAACAAUCAAGAAGAAAAAAGAAAAGGAAGAAUGCUUCUUUUUUUUCGUACGUAAAGAAAAAGAAAGAAAAAUACGUCUUUUUUCUACGUUUAUUAUUCGCGACCCUCACGCGUACAGCCGCGAUGUCGAAUACAUUUUUUCAUUUAAUGUUUGUGUCUUUUUUUUCAUUUAACUUUAGAAAAAUCGCGGAGAGAAAUCGGUUCGUUUCACCGUCGUAGGUCAGAAUUCCUUCGUUUCGAACGUGCGAUGUGAUAACUAAAAGAAAUAUAUAUAUAUACAUAAAGAAUAAAUGAACGAAGAAAAAUAUAUGUAUAUGUAUAUGUGUACAUGCGAGAUCUUUAGCCGACGGAUCGUCAAAAGGUAUAAUUGUUUAUUGUAUAUCGAUCACACGAUUCUUACGUAGUAACAAUCGCGAGAACCCUAAUUCUAUUGUAAUAAGUUUAGUUAAAAGUAACAGCAACAAAAAAAACAAACAUUUUCAUCGUACCGACACGUACACACACAACAACAACCACAACAAAAAAGUACACACUGAUCUUCAGUAGUCAGCUGUUAAACGAAAUAAGUGCACGCAAAAACAAAAACGGUGUAAUAGCAACGAGACACAUUGUACAUAAUGUAUAUAAUCAACGUAUUCGAUAAGCUAGAUAAAUCCACCCCCACACACUCUCAACACACCCUUACUACGAACUCCUCUUGCAUUAUAUCUUUCAACAUUACGAUAAAAAAGCGUUUAAGAUUUAGCGAAAUGUGUACAGGCUGUCUUGAUUGAGUGGCCAACGAUGGUCGUAUCGCCGAGUUGUUUCUUAGUACAAGAUAUUUUCUAAACUUGUAUAUUCGUAGACAGACUGGGUCGUUUGUGUCCAAACAUUUUGCUGUUCUCAAAUAUGUAAAACUUUUUCAAUAAUUAGAGAAAUUCGAAGGAAGGCAGAUUCCGUUUGUUAACGAUCCAGAUUGCCUACAAUCGGUAACCAAAAGCUUUUCUCUUUAAUUAGCUGCAUGAAGGGUAUUUUAUUUAUUAUGAUCACUUUGUAUUGAAAAUAUUAUUAAUUGCGAUUUUAAGAGAUAUGAAGGUUACUUUAAAGUCAUUCGAAUUGGUAGAACGUGGGAAACAUUGUGGAUAUUUGUAUUAUUUGCUCGUAUUUAUUGUAGAUAUAUUCUCGGUUUUAGAUAGAGAAGGUAUGUACUCGAGGUACAUAAAUGGUCAUGAUAAAUGAAACACUCUGUACAGAAUCUAUGCAAUUUUUGUUAGGUAGUUUUUAUUCGAUCGACUGUUUCGUUAGUAAACGAAGAUGGUAAAAAGCGAUCGAACAUCGUUGGCUUUCCAAUGAUUCUGGUAUGAAAUAAAAAACUAAAAGUGGCGUGAGAAAAGAAGCACCGAUGGGUGUAUCGAUGUUAAGCGUAGACAUAUUGAUAGAAUUUGUUCGUUUUAGGAUACUCUGAUAACAGGAAAAUCACAAAAAUAAAAUGUCAGAUAACGUUUCAAGCAUUCGUAACCCUAAGACGUGUACAAGAGCGUGAAAGAGGAGAGGAGAUCCUUCGUCGGGAUCGUUCUUAGCGAAAUCAGAUUUCUAAUAUCGAUGUCUUUCAAAAAAUAAGUUGUUCAUGUUUGACGAUUCUUUUACGAAAGAAGUAGAAGCGAAAGAAGGGAAAGGAACGUGUGUGAGAAGCAUAGCGUUGUUUGCUAACUUACGAUCGCGGUUUUUCGAAAAAGGUCCUCGCCCGAUACAAAAAUUUGUUAACGCGUCGAAUGCCGCAGCGAAAGCUACACUUAAUUACCGCUAUUCAUCGUUUCAUUAGGAGUCGUAAAAUUAUGCUCGACUAAUAUUAACUCGAUCCAUGUACGUCUUACAAUCUCGUUUAAUUUUCUUGUUACAUCUUCGAUUAUAUCAGCGACGAUCUUGUUGCAGCAUUCGACCUGUUAAUUCGAUCAUAAAAAAAGAAACAGAAAAUCUACCAUUUUUUUAUUUCUCCAAAUAUUCUCUCAAUCGUAUGGUGCUACGUUGCAAAGUAUUUCUAACGAAGCUUUCCUUUUUCUUAUUUUUGAUAACGAAAAUAAAAUGAUCGGGAACGGAGACCGUGAACGAUAAGAACUACGAUCUUAAGAUACAAAUCUUCACGUCCAAGUCUGAUGAAUCGUAAGAGAAGUGAAAAAAGACUUCUGAUUUUAAAACGUAUGCGUGUAUGUCGCGAUUCGAUACGAGAAAAUCGCGGGAAAGGGAAGAGUUUCUUUUCGAACCGCGGCAAAGUAAAAGAGAAAAAGGGUGGAAGCAAACGAAGUGAAGGGCUUGUGCGAGAAUACGUGCCAUAAAACUGCUUAGAUAGUGACUUUGAAAAUCGAACGAUAACGAUGGUCGUUUGUAUGUGCUUUUAAACGAGCCCUUUAUCGACUAGAAGAGACUUUAACAAUGUGUAGUAGAAAAGUUUCAAUGAGAAAUGAAACAAAAAAAAAAGAAAAAAGAAAAGAAAGCAACUAUCGCAAGUGCAAAAUUCCAAUACGGAAGAUUUUUUUUGUUUUGUUACCGUGAAUUGUUUGUUUUGACGUCGAAAAA